Oryzias melastigma (Indian medaka) is the source of this 799-nucleotide messenger RNA. RefSeq names its product ribonuclease P protein subunit p30. Gene Ontology annotation, cellular component: nucleolar ribonuclease P complex; ribosome. The record is from RefSeq and is a predicted model, not a curated record. NCBI's taxonomy places the organism in Eukaryota, Metazoa, Chordata, Actinopteri, Beloniformes, Adrianichthyidae. Gene Ontology annotation, biological process: tRNA processing; translation. Gene Ontology annotation, molecular function: RNA binding; structural constituent of ribosome.
AACAUGCAAAAUACUCUCUUAAUAUCAAUAACUUGUAAUAUAAGAUUAGAUUUAAAAAAAAUACGGACAUGUUGUCAACAUUUAGGUUUAUCAAAGAUAAUUCAGAAAAUCCCCAAACAAAAGGGCAGGGCCCCCACCAUCCCGAGAUCCCGACGACGCCCCUGCGCAGUACAGACUUCAACUCCCAUCGGCCUUUGCGGUUCUUGCACGUGCAGAAGGCAGAAUCAUGUCGGUCUUCAUGGACCUAAACCUGAUGUUUUCGGCGGACAGGAGCCGAAUCAGCAAACUGUUGGAGACGGCGGCUCACCUGGGUUUCUCCACCGUCGCCAUCAACUACGUGUUCGAACCGACAGCCAAGCAGAAGCAGGAGAUUCCUGUUCCUAAACCAAUCAAUGAGCUGAUUGAUCAGCUGCCCGUCGUCCAGGGUCGUUCCCGCCCCAUCAGAGUGCUGAACAGGCUGACUGUGGUGGUGUCUGACCCGGGUCACUAUAGGCCCAACGCGCCGGAGUAUCGGCGCUUUGACCUCCUGGCGGUCCAGCCCACGUCGGAGAAGCUGUUCCAUGCGGCCUGCAUGCUGUACGACAUCGACGUCAUCUGCGUCUCCGUCACCGAGAAGCUUCCUUUUUUCUUCAAGAGAGCGCCGGUCAACGGGGCCAUCGACAGAGGAGUCGUGUUCGAGGUGUCGUACGCCGCCGCCAUCAGAGACUCCACCAUGAGGCGCUACACCAUCGCCAACGCCGCCGGUCUGAUGGAGAGCUGCAAAGGGAAGAACGUGAUCCUGUCCAGCGCCGCAGAGAAG